This is a messenger RNA of Myotis brandtii (Brandt's bat), 3364 nucleotides long. RefSeq names its product unc-51 like kinase 3 (gene ULK3). NCBI's taxonomy places the organism in Eukaryota, Metazoa, Chordata, Mammalia, Chiroptera, Vespertilionidae. The transcript is spliced from 15 exons. The record is from RefSeq and is a predicted model, not a curated record. Gene Ontology annotation, molecular function: ATP binding; protein serine/threonine kinase activity. Gene Ontology annotation, biological process: autophagosome organization; autophagy; protein autophosphorylation. The coding region runs from base 699 to 2288 and encodes 529 amino acids. Gene Ontology annotation, cellular component: autophagosome; cytoplasm.
UGGGGUCCCCCGCGGCUGGAUGGCUUCAUUCUCACAGAGCGCCUGGGCAGUGGCACGUACGCCACGGUGUACAAGGCCUACGCCAAGGUGGAGACCUGGAGGGAGCCUCGUGUCAGUGUCUUAAGAAUGGGCUCAAAUGUAUUCAUUGGUUGAUUCUUGUAUGUGCCCUGACUGGGAGGACACCUGGUGGGCUGGGAGGAGUCUUGGACAGGGUUCUGGAAGGCUGGACCCACUUAGGAAGCAAUCUGGGCAGUUCUAGAACAUGGAAUGAAGGACAUGCCUUAGUGGGAGCACUCUAGAAGGGCUCAUGGGACUAAGGGAAGAGAGGGUUUAAGAACACCAGGCUGGGUGGGGAGGCCAGAAUCCCAUAAACAGGGGUUCUCAUUAGCCUGAGAAGGGGAAGGUUGGAUGCUGGUGUGAGUGGGUAAGCCCAGUGAGGGGGAGAAGGGUAGAGGGAAUCAGAGCCUUUCUGGCCAGGCAUGGGCCCUGGCUUGCUCAAGGUAGAUCCCUCAAAUCUCCUGCCUCCGUAGAAGGACACUCGAGAGGUGGUAGCCAUAAAAUGUGUGGCCAAGAAGAGCCUGAACAAGGCAUCUGUGGAAAACCUCCUGACAGAGAUUGAAAUCCUCAAGGGCAUUCGACACCCCCACAUCGUCCAGCUGAAAGACUUCCAGUGGGACAGUGACAACAUCUACCUCAUCAUGGAGUUCUGUGCAGGAGGUGACCUGUCUCGCUUCAUCCAUACCCGCCGGAUUCUGCCUGAGAAGGUGGCUCGUGUCUUCAUGCAGCAGAUAGCUAGUGCCCUGCAGUUUCUGCACGCACGAAACAUAUCUCACCUGGAUCUGAAGCCACAGAACAUUCUGCUGAGCUCCUUGGAGAAGCCCCACCUUAAACUGGCAGACUUCGGCUUCUCGCAGCACAUGUCCCCGUGGGACGAGAAGCAUGUGCUCCGCGGCUCCCCUCUCUACAUGGCCCCCGAGAUGGUGUGUCAGCGGCAGUACGAUGCCCGUGUGGACCUCUGGUCCGUGGGGGUCAUUCUGUAUGAAGCCCUCUUCGGGCAGCCCCCCUUUGCCUCCAGGUCGUUCACAGAGCUGGAAGAGAAGAUCCGGAGUAAUCGGGUUAUCGAGGUGGGUCCUGCAGGGCCUCAGCAACCUGUUGUGGGACAGAGGGAAGCAGAGCCCUCAGGUUGGAGACCUCACUAUCCCUGCACGGACUCGGGUGUGGGCUCUAGGUACCUUGUGCUGGGCGUGCUUGAAGCUCCAUUCAGUUCUAGGGACCUAGAUCAGCCCACAGAUUGUGUAGACCCAGGCCCAGUCUUCCCAAAAGCAUCAGCCUGGGAGGGGAGAACCCGAAUUAGGAUUCUACGACAGCUCAGGGCUCCAGGGAGGGCGUGGGCAGGAGCCUGGGCAGGAGGCUUGGCUCUCUACUGCCUUCAUCACCCAGACGUGUCACUGUUCCUCUUGGCUCUCAGAUUCUCCACCUGUCAGACAUGUACCUCUGGGACAUACCAGGACAGGGUUGGGGAGGUUCUGGAGCCCAGUGUGACCUGUCCCCCACCCUCCCCUCAGCUUCCCCUUCGACCCCAGCUCUCCCCAGACUGCCAGGACCUGCUGCGGCGGCUCCUAGAGCGGGACCCUGGUCGUCGCAUCUCCUUCCAGGACUUCUUUGCCCACCCCUGGGUGGACCUGGACCACAUGCCCAGUGAGGAGAGCCUGGCACGAGCAACCAUCCUGGUGGUGCAGGCUGUGAAGAAGGACCAGGAGGGGGAUGCUGCGGCUGCCUUAUCACUUUACUGCAAGGCUCUGGACUUCUUUGUGCCUGCCCUGCACUACGAAGUGGAUGCACAGCGGAAGGAGGCAAUUAAGGCAAAGGUGCGACAGUACGUGUCCCGGGCUGAGGAGCUCAAGGCCAUUGUGUCCUCCUCCAAUCAGGCCCUGCUGAGACAGGGGGCCUCUGCCCAAGACCUGCUCAGAGAGAUGGCUCGGGACAAGCCACGCCUCCUGGCUGCUCUGGAAGUGGCUUCAGCUGCUGUGGCCAAGGAGGAGGAAGCUGGUGGGGAGCAGGACGCCCUGGACCUGUACCAGCACAGCCUGGGGGAGCUGCUGCUGCUGCUGGCAGGGGAGCCCCCAGGCCGGAGGCGGGAACUGCUUCACACUGAGGUUCAGAACCUCAUGGCUCGAGCUGAAUACCUGAAAGAGCAAGUCAAGAUGAGGGAGUCUCACUGGGAAGCCGAGACCUUGGACAAGGAGGGGCUGUUGGAGUCUGUUCGGACCUCUUGCACCCUGCAGUGACCACAGAAAGAUGACUGCACAGACCAUGGGCCACCUGAAGUUGGGGGACACACCUAGGCUGCUGCCCGGAAUUCUGUGGCCCUCUGCAGUCUGGCGGGGUAGCCUUCCUGGAUGGGCAACCCUGUGAGCACUGCGUCCCAGGGUCCCUAACAACCUCAGGAUGCCCUCCACCCCGCAAAGGCUCUGAUGGCCCAGCCCUUUAUGGGCUGGGAGCACUGGGUCUGGCCCCAGGGGAGGGAGCAGACCUCUGGGAGAAGUGUCUCAUGUGACUGUGGUUAACUGGUGACUGCUGGACCCUGAGCCUGUCAAUUUAGGGCAUGAAGGCUCAGAUGUAGCCUGUGCCCACCCCUUUCCUUCCUGGGAGCCCUUAUUUCAACUCGCCUCUGUCCUCGCAGUGGACCAGGGCGCUCAGGGACCACCCCCCCAUGGUCUGCACUCAGCCCCACAGAACACCAGUCAUCUUGGAAGCUGAUGUCUGUCCACCCUGUCUCAGUAUUUUAAGUUAAUCCUGCAAGCCAUGAAAAGAAUAUAUUUCGAAGGAUGGGGCAAAUUGAAGAAACUCAUGCCUGUUCCUGCCCUGCCCCAGAGGGUCUGCAGGGAGGUCCUUCAUCCUCACCCCUCCAGCCUUCAUCUCCCUUGAGGGAGCAGCCCUUGUUUUCUGCAGAGCUGGUCCUGGCCUGGCACAGGGAGGCAUGGGGCUGCCCGGCUCCUCAGGUUUUGGAGACCCACUAGCCCAGGAGACACUUCAGGACUGACAUGGCUGCCACCCCGCCUGUGCCCUGGGCAAGCACCUUUCCUUUUCUGGGCCUGGGUCUUCCCAGCUCCAUUGGUGUUGCUGUUAUCUCCUAACCCCCUCCCCCCAUGUGGGCUUUUAGGAGUACCAAGUGACUUCCAUCUGGAGAACAAUGUAUAUACCUGGGGUUACUUGGGGACUUGUUUUUAAAACUCUGGCUGUUGGUGAUUUCUAACCUUUCCACCCUUCAUUGCCUCCUGGGGCAAGGGUCGUCUUUUCUUCUCUAUCAGAGGCCAGUAUGAAGUGUAUCAUUUAUUGUUUCCUUAUUAAAUUAUUUUUUGAA